AUGGACUUGAAAAGAGUCGAAAGAGAAAACAUGUCGUCAAGGGCAGCACUUACAAAUGAUGUAUUAGAGGACCAGUACGUUAAUCUCCCAUCCAAAAUUUUUAAAUCAUGGUGGACUUAUGAACUAAAUGAACUAUGGCAGUCACUUUUGUUCAAAUCAUUUCUUGUUUCCCUAGUCGUUGCGAUUCCGCUAGUGAUAUAUUUCUCUAUAACGAAUCCAAUACUUCUAAUCGGAAUCAUUAACGUAUUUCUUGUCCCCUUAAUAUUGGGGUCAUUGGCUGUUAGUAAACUAAAUGAGAAGAGGUUAAUGAUAAGACAGGAUAAUGAAAAUAUAAACAAACUUUUUCUGGAAAUUAUUCAAUGGAAACCAAAUGUGGAUCCCAGAUCUUGGGACCUUAUUGCACUUCAUAUAAAUCAACAUUUAUACGAAAUGGGCAAUUGGAACACGCCAGGAUUCUUUUAUGACGGUCAUUUGGUCUAUGCUUGGUUUAAACCGAUCAGGGCUUAUUAUAUUGCUAAUGAAGAACAAGAUCGAACGGUUUCAACCGAAAACUCAAAGAAUAGUAUAUUAAAGAAGCAAGAAUAUCAAUUUAAACAGUAUAAAAAAUUGGCAGUGGAAGCUUACAAUGCAGCUGUUGAUGACUAUUGGCAGGAUCAAUACCCAAUGACAGCAUCCCUGAUGACAAAUUCCAAUCAAUCUCCAGUUUGA
Naumovozyma castellii is the source of this 708-nucleotide messenger RNA. RefSeq lists its product as uncharacterized. The record is from RefSeq and is a predicted model, not a curated record. Bases 1 to 708 code for a protein of 235 amino acids. The transcript has a single exon. Lineage: Eukaryota; Fungi; Ascomycota; Saccharomycetes; Saccharomycetales; Saccharomycetaceae.